Cercospora beticola is the source of this 926-nucleotide messenger RNA. RefSeq names its product RlpA-like double-psi beta-barrel domain-containing protein. The record is from RefSeq and is a predicted model, not a curated record. NCBI's taxonomy places the organism in Eukaryota, Fungi, Ascomycota, Dothideomycetes, Mycosphaerellales, Mycosphaerellaceae.
CGCGGUAAAUGAGCAAAGCCAAUCCGGCCUAGAUGACUGCCGCCGCGCGCGAGCAGGCGCGAAGAUGAUUACCAUGGCUCUCAUCUUCAUUCUUCCGUGAGUAUACCAAGCUAAGUCGCUCUUUUCCAUUCUUCACAGCACUGGACCGGUUCCACGCGCACGAGUGAGCGCAAGUCGCGACACAAUGGCCGAGAAAGAUUUCCACAUCAGCAAAGAAACCCGCGUUCCAGAAUGGGAGCACGUCGCAGCAGCACGAGCAGAACAAGGCGGCAACCUCGAGAGCAGCAAUGGCAUCAAGACGCAUCGCAGUAGUCCAUUCGGCACAACAGCAGCCUGGUCCAGCACCUUCGAUCGCGUCCUCCCACCGCACCGCACGUACCUCCGCCUAAGCCGCAAGCGCUUCCUCAUAGUCCUGCUCUGCGCGUUCCUCGCCCUCCUCGCUCUUAUAAUCGGCCUUGCCGUGGGCCUGCAAAGCUCGUCUAAACCCCAGAACCUGCCACUUCCUUCCAACGCAGAAACCCACACGGGUGAGCUCACAUACUACGCGACCGGCCUCGGUGCCUGCGGCUACACGAACGCAGACGGCGACAAAAUCGUCGCAGUCUCCCAUCUCCUCUUCGACGCAGCAGGCUCGACGUCAAACAAUGGCGGAAACUCGAAUGCGAACCCUUUGUGUGGGAGAAUGCUGCGCGCGAAAAGGUACAAUGCUGCUGCGGGCGAGGAGCGCAGUGUAGACUUGAAGGUCGUGGAUCGCUGCACGGGAUGCCAGCCCACCGAUUUGGAUAUAACUCAGAAAGUGUUCGAAUACAUGGCGGAUGUUGAUCAAGGGAGAGUCGAUGUUACCUGGGCGUGGUUGUGAGAAUUGAGCAGUGAGUGAGUGGAAUUGGAGAUUGAUUAGAAGGAAUAUCUAUGCACGUUGAUACCCC